Messenger RNA from Biomphalaria glabrata, 1097 nucleotides. RefSeq names its product 39S ribosomal protein L11, mitochondrial-like. The transcript is spliced from 5 exons. NCBI's taxonomy places the organism in Eukaryota, Metazoa, Mollusca, Gastropoda, Planorbidae. The record is from RefSeq and is a predicted model, not a curated record. Gene Ontology annotation, cellular component: ribosome; mitochondrial large ribosomal subunit. Gene Ontology annotation, molecular function: large ribosomal subunit rRNA binding; structural constituent of ribosome. Bases 38 to 616 code for a protein of 192 amino acids. Gene Ontology annotation, biological process: translation.
AAACUCUCUUGUGUGUUUUUCUUACCUCUAAGCCAAAAUGGCUGCCAGGAAAGCAGUAGCGCAAGUAGCAGAGAAGGUCAAGCGGAAAACUUUCCUUUCGGCAUUAAUUCCUGCGGGAAAGGCAACGCCUGCUCCCCCCUUAGGUCCAGAAUUAGGACAGAUGCAAAUACAAAUUGCAGCAUUUUGCAAAGACUUUAACGAGAAGACAGCACAUAUUAAACCAGGAAUCAAAAUUCGCACAGAAAUAACAUUAAAUCCUGAUCGGUCCUAUAGUAUCAAGCUGCUGAAUCCAAUCACAAGUUACUUCUUGAUGCAAGCUGCUGGUUGUCAAAAGGGAGCUGUCAAAUCAUCCAAACAAGUCACUGGUAUAAUAUCCCUGAAACAUAUCUAUGAAAUAGCCAAAAUAAAAAGCCAGGACCCAUGCUUUGCCUGCAUGACAUUAGAACAGAUAUGUAACACCUUCAUUGGCUGUGCACACACAAUAGGAUUGAAGGUUGUAAGGCAUCCUCCUAGUGUUGAAGAAUUGAGGGAGUUCCUGACCAAAAGAGCAGAAGAAAUAGCGCAAGAAGAUAAAGAACUGGAAGAGACGAGAAUAUCUAAAAUGUUGAGGUUGUAACUUAGUAUUGAAAAAUUGAGCCUAUUUGUUUAGAAUUGAUAGUACCGGGUAUACAGAUAUAUAGUUUGCCAAAAAAAAUUUUUAAAAAAAUCAGAAGGUCAGAUAAUGCUAUUUUGUAGGAGGCCACUUCAAAUGUUAAAAAAGCUUUAUAGCAAAAAAUUACAAUUAUUUUGUGAUAGCUUCAACAGUAUCUGUUGGAUACAUUUGGAUAUCAAAAUUAGGAAGUCUAUAGGUAUUAGACAUAUAAAGUGUUCAUCAUAGAUUGUGAUUUAAUAUGGUUACAAAUGAAACUCUAGGGCAAGGUUGAUUAUAGUUUGUCUUUUUAUAUUGUAACUGUGUAUAAGAAUGUUAUUGAAGUUUUAUGUGUCAGUGUAUAUAGUUUUUGAGUAAAAGUUAAGAAUUACAAUGACCAGAGUAUGCAUGUGAGAGACAAAAUGUUGAUGACUAACAAAUUGUUUAAUAAAUUUAUAUUUGAAAUGAU